CUUUAGGGAGAGACCUCCAGAAAGGAAGAGGCGUGGCCGGCUGGCUCUGGACAUUAAGGGCACAUGGGGGUCAGCUUCCUAGAAAGAGGAGGGGACUGUGGGGGAGCCUAGGACUGCUGUGACAGGCAUCUGGGGACAGGCACUCAGUGCCAGUACCAGGAUGGGGGUGCUGGGGGAGGCCGCCCGGGCGAGGGGCGUUUCCUGCCUCAGCUGCUGGGGAGGUCCCACGCAUGGUUCCAUGAUCCUGUGGGUGCAUCCAAGGGGAAGCUCCUCGAGCGACUCGAAGGGCUCUGGCCUCCAGCCUCCCUCCUGCCCCGCUCAGUGUCUCCUGAGCGCAGCCUUGCAGGGGGGCCAGCGUUCCCUGGCUGCCUCUCAGCUGUCCUGUUUACAUUUGUUGGGGUGAGGCCUUCCAAGGCAACCAUUUGCCUUUAUUUACUGUAUAAACGGCUGCAUAAACAUAUAUAAAUGGUGGGGAGUCAUGUAUGGUAAAUCUGUCGACAAGAAGAGCUUCCGUCGGAAGCUCUGCGGCCAUACCUAUGCGGAGCCCCUGGAUGUGUUCUGGGGUUUGCCAUCAGGCUUUGCUCUAACAUGGUUGUGCUGCACGUGCCCCAGGACACAGGCUGCCAUCUGCAUGUGUCCUGCGGCGCGGGUGGCAGCUCACUCGGACCUGAGCCUGCAUUAGGCACCUCCCAGGCUGCCCUUGAUGAGGACGGCCCGCUGGCUCCUGAGAGACCUGCCAUUGCCCCUUGAACUUCUCAGUGCCCUGGGUCAGGGUUAGGGACGCAGGCUGAUUUCCUGUCUUACCCAGAUCUCACAGCUUAUUGCCUCUUUAAGAACCUCUGACUGGGGAGAAAAUAUUUUAUUCUACAUUUAGAGGCUGAAGAAGAAAAUCUAAAUACCUAGUGAUUUUUGGCGGGAGACAUUUUCAAAGUUGAAUUCCUCAGGAGGUGUGCAUGGGCUACUGACCCCGGAGGAGAUCUUUCAGCACCUACAGAGCAUAGUGGACUUUGGCAAAAAUGUCAUGAAAGAGUUUUUAGGGGAGAACUAUGUUCAUUGUGGGGAAGUUGUUCAGCUGCCUCUGGACUUUGUGAAGCAGCUCUGUUUAAAGGUACAGUCUGAAAGACCAGAAUCUCGCUGUGACAAGGACCUGGACACUCUGAGUGGUUAUGCUCUGUGCCUUCCCAAUUUAGCCCGACUUCAGACCUACCAUUUUGCAGAGCACCGGCCCAUUCUGUGUGUAGAGAUCAAGCCAAAAUGUGGGUUUAUCCCCUUCUCCAGUGAUGUUACGCAUGAGAUGAAGCAUAAGGUGUGUCGUUACUGCAUGCACCAGCACCUCAAGGUGGCAACUGGGAAGUGGAAGCAGAUAAGUAAAUACUGUCCCCUCGAUCUCUAUUCUGGAAAUAAGCAGAGAAUGCACUUUGCCUUGAAAAGCUUGUUACAGGAGGCCCAGAACAACUUAAAGAUCUUUAAGAACGGUGAGCUGAUUUACGGCUGCACAGACGCCCGUGGCCCGGUGGCUGACCGGAGGGAGCUUGCCCGCCACCUGAAGCCAUUCUUCUUCCCAUCCAACGGCCUGGCCGGUGGGCCCAACUGCACGAGGGCCGUGAUCCGGGAGCUGGUGCGCGUCAUCACGCGGGUGCUGCUGAGUGGUUCAGACAAGGGCCGGGUGGGCGCCCUGAGGCUGGGGCCUGGGCCACAGGGCCCACGUGUCUGUGAAGCCAGCCCUUUCAGCAGGACACUGCGCCGCCAAGGAAAAAACUCCCCGGAGUGCUCGGGGUUACCGAAGGGCUGUCUUCUGUACAAAACCCUCCAGGUGCAGAUGUUGGACCUGCUGGACAUCGAAGGCCUCUACCCUCUGUACCGGCGGGUCGAGAGGUACCUGGAAGAGUUUCCCGAGGAGAGAAAAACGUUGCAAAUAGAUGGGCCUUAUGAUGAAGCGUUUUACCAGAAGCUGCUUGAUCUCUCCACUGAGGACGAUGGGACGGUGGCCUUUGCACUGACCAAGGUUCAGCAGUACCGGGUUGCCAUGACUGCGAAGGACUGCUCCAUCAUGAUUGCACUCUCCCCCUGUCUGCAGGACACCAGGUCCGAUCAAAGGCCCAUCGUCCCUUCGUCGCGGUCCAGGUUCACCUUCUCUGUGUCUGUGCUGGACCUCGACCUCAAGCCCUAUGAGAGCAUUCCUCAUCAGUAUAAACUGGACGGCAAGAUAGUCAACUACUAUUCAAAGACCCUGCAUGCCAAAGACGCUGCCGUGAUGCCGACUAGGUUCAAGGAGAGCGAAGAUUGCACGUUAGUCCUCCAUAAGGUGGGACUGCCUCUGGGAGACACACAGUGGAAGAGCACUGGGAACAUCUUCCAGGACAAGGAAUGUCCGACGUGAGCCCAGCAGUGUGCCGUGUCAUGGGGGCCGCUCUGGGCAGGUCUUCCUUCCAGCCAGGGCUCACGUCUAAUCUCUAAUGCAGAAAGCCUUACUCUAAGACCCAGGGUUUGGAUCUCCUACCCCCGACUCCUAACAUAGAAAACUUGAAUUGUCAUGCACGUCUCACAGUUUGGACUCAAGGAAACUCGGAAACUACUGGAACUGUCCCAGCUGAGUUACUUGGUCACUUUCAGUGCAAGCCCCACGCCAGCACAGGUUUCGUGGUUCCCUGCUGCACAGAGCGAUGGGUGGUUGUACGAACGUCGGUUGAGCAGCAUGGACUCGGAGGCCCUGUGGAAGUACCACACCCACCCCUCUGCGUGGUCAGCAGGGAGUGUGGGACUCAGGUCACGGGUGGACACCACUCAUGUGAGCGUUACCUUUGUUUUUUUGCUGAAUGAUUUGUCUUUAGGUUGAGGGGAGACAAGGCGUUCUUUCCCACCUGCAGGUGCUGCUGUGGAAGCUGGGAGCAGAGCCGCAGCCCUCAGCUGCCGUGCCCCGAGCAGUGUCGCGAGGCGGCUGUACUCCACCAGCUCUGUGUUCAUGGCUUGUUUGGGUGUCUGGGGCCCUCAGCCAGUUCCACCAGAGCCAGCGUUGAGUUUGCCCUCCUCCCCGUACCCGUUCCUUUCGUGGGCUUCACCGAGACCUGUGGGGUUUGCGGCCUCGAGUGGUGCUGGGCCACCUCCUUGUCUGGGCUGCCUGAGGCCCUGCUUCUGCAAGAUGAGCAACUCCUGGCUGGCACCAAGAGGGUUCUUGUUGGGGUCACCAAAGUGUGCCCGGCUGCUAAGAGAACUGUUGGGAAUCUUGGCUUCAGUUUUUAUUCUAUGGUAGGUUGUACAGAUUGAUUAUUUAUAUCGUCGUUUGAGGGACUAAUGAAGGCUUACUGUAACAUAAUAUUAUAAUUUUAGCGAAACCAUGGAAUUGUAAUGAAAAUGCUACAUGAAAAAUAAGAAUAUUUUGCUGAUUGUACAUUUUUGUGGGGAAUUUUGUGAUAACUUGAGAAUUACACUUGCUUGAAUCAA
Messenger RNA from Equus caballus (horse), 3441 nucleotides. The record is from RefSeq and is a predicted model, not a curated record. Lineage: Eukaryota; Metazoa; Chordata; Mammalia; Perissodactyla; Equidae.